Salvia hispanica is the source of this 1411-nucleotide messenger RNA. RefSeq names its product pathogenesis-related thaumatin-like protein 3.5. Lineage: Eukaryota; Viridiplantae; Streptophyta; Magnoliopsida; Lamiales; Lamiaceae. The record is from RefSeq and is a predicted model, not a curated record.
UUGCUAGAUUUAGAUGUCCUAUUUAUCUUAGCUAAAUAUUUUAGUCUUAAAGUAUUUAAUUUGAUUAUGAUUAUUAGAUUUAGAUGCCCUAUUUAUCUUUAUCCAACCUUUUCUUGAGGCCAUGAUUCACAUCUCAACUUCAAAUCGUAUGCAAGAAAAGAAAAGCUUGGCCGAUUUAUUAUUCUAAGAAAAAAGUAAUUUCUUUGCUAGUUCAAAUCAAAUAAUGGAUUUAAAUUUUAUAACAUACGUAUAUCGAUUAAAUAUCUCCUCUGAUCAUGCCAAAGCAAGGAAUUUCUUGUGUUUGAGGCCAUCCAAAAUUCAAGAAAUACUAAACCCAAAAUCACAAUCUUGCUGCUGAUGAAAUUCAAUUCUGCAAAGGAAUCUACAAAUUCCUCAGCAUACAAAUAGCCAUAAACCUCUCCAUCCCUACAAAUCAUGGCAAAUCCAACUCUUCUCCUUUCUCUAGUAGCAUUGAUUUUCACAUUCUUCACCAGCUCUUUUGCUUGCACAUUUGUCAUAACCAACAGCUGCCCCUUCACCAUAUGGCCCGGGACGCUCUCCGGCUCAGGGACCCCGCCGCUCCCCACGACAGGGUUCCAGCUGGAUUCCGGCCAGAGCAUCACGGUCCCCGCCACUCCCGGAUGGUCUGGCCGGAUGUGGGCCAGGACCGGCUGCACGUUCGACGCGACCGGUACUGGCUCGUGCCAGACCGGAGACUGCGGCGGUAGGCUCGAAUGCAACGGCAUUGGCGCCACGCCCCCGGCGUCCCUCUUCGAGAUCACCCUCGGGGUCGGGGACCAGAAGGACUUCUACGACGUCAGCAUUGUCGACGGUUACAACCUGCCGCUGGCUGCCGCGCCGAGGCGCGGCGGAUGCAACGCCACCGGAUGCGUACAAGACAUCAACAUGGGUUGCCCUAAAGAGCUCCAGGUGAUCGGGAGUGAGGGGGGCGAAGGGGGCGGCGUGGUGGCAUGCAAGAGCGCGUGUGGGGCGUUCGGGCUCGACCAGUACUGCUGCAGUGGGGAGUUCGCCAACCCGACCACGUGCAGGCCGUCUUUCUACUCCGGGAUCUUCAAGAGAGCUUGUCCAAGAGCCUACAGCUAUGCAUUUGAUGAUGGAACCAGCACAUUCACAUGCAAGGCCUCAGUCUACAACAUAGUAUUUUGCCCUAAUAGUGGGAUGAGGAUAAUAGAUGGUGGAUUGGAAAAUCCUGUUGAAGAAAGAAGAACUAGCAAUGUAUCUAGGGAUGUGUCAUCUUCAUCGUCUAUGAGUAUGACUAUGAUAGAUAGAUCUUACCAAAUAUUGAUUACUUAUGUUAUCUUGUUUGCUUUAUGUUAUUGGCAUGUUUAAUAAUUUCAUCGUUAUCUAUAGAUAAUUGUCACCACGUGACAAGAAAAAAAUUAAAGAUUCA